Molecule: messenger RNA, 3092 nt
Organism: Cherax quadricarinatus
Lineage: Eukaryota; Metazoa; Arthropoda; Malacostraca; Decapoda; Parastacidae
Source: RefSeq, a predicted model, not a curated record
UGGGCGGGACAGGGUAUCGGCACUACUUGGCACUCAGUCAGUCUGGUGCUGCUGUGCCGACCACGCGGACUUCUGCUACACUCACCAGGUGCUGUCACACGCACGCUCACGCACGCCCGCACCCACUCACGCACGCUUAAGUAUUCAGAAAGCGACUAGGUAGCUCCACGUCGUCGGCACUUGGCUCCUCUGCUCGUCACCCUCAUCUUCAUCUUCCUCGUCAAGACAGGCAGAAGAAUGGGUCGCCGCAGGAUUCAACGAUGCAGCACCACCGAACUCAAGUCCCUCCUGCUGGACCCCACAGGCGGCAAGUGGUUCAGACCUAUCAACUCCUGCGAUGAAGUCUUCCCAGGCAUCAUCCUCAGUGAUGCAGACACUGCGCUAUCAACACAGUUGGUGAAGGAGAUGGGUGUGACGCACAUCCUUAACGCCGCCCAGGGCCACAACAAUUCCGCCUAUGACGGCUACGUCAGCACCUCCCCUACCUACUAUGCCAAGCUCAAGGGCAUCAAAUACUACGGAGUGCCUGCCCUAGACAUGCCCGGCUUCUACAUCAAACCUUACCUCCGCGACGCUGCUGACUUCAUCGACGGAGCCCUCAAGUCUGGAGGUCGGGUAUUGGUUCACUGUCAGUGUGGCAUCUCCCGCUCUGCAGUACUGGUCGUCGCUUUCCUCAUGCUGAAGCGAGGCAUGAAUGUCCAGACGGCUCUUGCUAACAUUAAAAAGAAGAGAAGCAUCUUCCCUAAUCAAGGUUUCCUGAGUCAGCUGUGCGAUCUGGACUACGAGCUUCGCCGGAGCGGCGAGCUCCCCAAUGAUCAAGAGCCCACCCUUCCUCCCCUAGUCUUCGACUUAGAUGAGGACACCACUCCUUCCUUCAAAAACCCGGCUGCCUAUCCCAGGUUUACCCUAGUACCCAGCAAGGUAUUAGACACUUACACCGACACCAAGAACUACGUCGUACCCCGACGCGCUUCUUCCCUGGACAGAUAUGAGCCACCUCGCAAGAACUACCAGAAUAACCCUCUGGUUGAUUCAGUACGCGGUGCCAGGAGGUCUUUGUCGCCUGCUCGAGCUAUGUCUCCUCUUAGGGCUACAUCACCUGUCCGAAGAUCAAGCUUUCCCUCCCUUACCUUCGGCCAUGAUGAUGAAGAUCUGCCCGAGAAUUCCAAAGUGUUUGAUACAUACAAGCGGUACUCAAGGUCUACCACGAGUCCCCUACCGAGCACCACCACUACCACCCUCGAGGUAUCCAGGCCCUACGACCCAUACUUUUUCCCGAGGACUUACACGUACUACGACUCACUCAGGUACCCCAAGGUAUAUUUCUACGACAGGUAUUAUUCCCAACCUACUUACCAGUACAUCAACAACCUUAGCAGAUACUAUGAUACAUACAGGUACAACAGAGCGGUGAGUCCCUUCACUGCCCCGGGUUCGACUCUGGCUCCUGCUUCACUGUACAGGACCUACAAACUGUACCCCGAGAAGGCAUACCUGAUAGGUUCUUCUUAUGUACCAUCGUACCCCUACACUGAGAAGUACUUCUCUCCCUUCGUCAGGUACCCAGCCACAUAUCGCACCCUUCACACCACUCUCUCCCCAGCAAUUCGAGUUUACACCUAAACCUCGUACAGCAAAACAUGCCGAAAACAUUUACUUUUAGAUGAAUGUUAUCCUCUCUGCCUCUUGAAAAGUGUGGUAGCGGAAAGUUGGAGUAAGAUCCUCACAGAUCUCUGUUUUUCUUUUCAUCUUUAAACACACUAUCAUCAGUACUACCACACACACACACACACACACACACACACACACACACACACACACUAAUACCAACCACGCUAUUCCGUACCAAACUACCACAUCACCACACACACAGUCCCAGCUUGCACUAUAUUACACCACAACAAAACUCAUCGUCUUGUCCUCGUGUUUGUGUUGUGUUUGAAGUCUUAAUUUUAGACCUCACACUAAUCUACUAACAGUCUCUUCCUGCUAGCCUUCAUGAGCAGCUCCAGUAUUAGUGACAUCACCGUAAUGCUCGAAAUUUCUCUGUAUAUAGUGUAUAUAACAUGAUUAAACUCUUUCAUUCUCAGUCAUAUAGUGUGAUAUCCGGUGUUGAGGUAUAUUUUAACAUUAAACAUUUUUAACAUUUUAAGAAGAGGUGACAUUAUAUAAUGGAACAAAGUGUGGGGAGAUAACUGAGUAGUGCCCGACUACUGCGGUAGUUAACGCCUAUUCCACGAAAGUGAUCAUUCGCACCACUUCUCCAGCCAUGAACUUCACUUGACCAGAUCUUUCACCCCGUGUGUUCCAUCUGAACCUCUCUCACAGAACACUGCUCCAACUUAACCUCUUACGUACUACUAUGUCUUAAAACCUUGUGUCUCGUCUCCACCCUGCUUACUAAUCUUAAGCGUUGGUGUUGCUGUGAAUCGGUGUCCAAAUAGAGCUGUGGUUGAACAGGUAGAGUAAGGAAGGUGGUGGGCAUUCUGAGAGGUGGUAUCAUUAAAGCUGCCCCACUGAGGAACACCCAUCAUACCCUCCUGGCCUCUUCCCCGGACGGAGCUCGAGCUGCCGUCGUCGCGUCAGUCAGUACGAAGAUCCUUCCACCUACAGCUCUUACAUUCUACUACCCUGGCGGCGUCAGGGGUAACUCACACUAACAUAGCUGAAGUGAAUGUUCUCCACCUAGUUAUUUUUCUCUUGUGAUAAUUAUUUAUAUUACUAUCAUAUUUUAAAUUAUUAUCAUCAUUAUUAUUAUUAUUAUGACGAAACAAAAUUUUGUUUCUUUGGGAGAUAAGGGAAUUUUAAGUCUCACGAGGUUGUUUAUCCCUCCAUUUGUUAAUGGAGAAAGAAAUUUGUGGUAAUAGUUUUAUAUAUGAGUAUCAUGGAUUUCACUGUCAGAGGUCGGACAUGGCAGCUUAUUAAAGUUUGUUGAACUGACAAAGAAGAAAUGUUUCAGUGUUUAUAAGGCGCUGACCACAGGUGCCAUCCUGGGUAAUAUUAUUCUUAAGUUACCUCAGAAAUGUUUACAGGUCAGCUCCUCUUGAGGACUUUUGAGUAUUAAUGCUUGUAAUAAAAUCAACAAUUAGUUA